AUGAAAGCGAAGGACGUAGCCGAUUGUGCGGUCCAGCUGGGUAGACAUAAAUUGGAUGUCGUCGAAGCAGAAUAUAUCUGGCACGCUAUCAUCGAGCAGUACGAGGGCGUACCGAGCGUCCCACGAGACGUCCUCACGAAACUCAACUGGGUCACCAUCGCAAUAAAAGCUGAGGAAUACUCCAAUAUGACUCUGAGCGAUAUUGACCUUGUCGCGAACUUCGGGAAGGACUACAGCCUGAAUGACGACCAGCUGUCUGCUAUAGCGAGCCGAGUGCGCGAAGACUUCGGUAACAAGGAACCCGAAGACUACACUGUGUACGAUUUGACUGCUUUAAGACAGAUACUCUGCGCUUUCAACCGAAGCGAGAUCGAACGAAUACAUCCUUCGGCGUACAAGGAAGCCGCCUCUGUGAUUGGGAAGCUAAAACGUUGUCCGCCCGAAGUGCUGCAGGGCUUCGCGGCUCUAGCCACCGAGAAGACCGCUUUCGGUCCCACGUCAUCUUGGACUAAUUCUACCAUAGAAGCUCUGGGCUCCGUCGCUGAAUACUUCCCAAAAGAUUUAAUUACAAAGAUAAGAAAUAGGAAAGAGAUGUAA
This is a messenger RNA of Aricia agestis (brown argus), 597 nucleotides long. RefSeq lists its product as uncharacterized. The coding region runs from base 1 to 597 and encodes 198 amino acids. Gene Ontology annotation, biological process: cell-matrix adhesion. Gene Ontology annotation, cellular component: cell surface. Lineage: Eukaryota; Metazoa; Arthropoda; Insecta; Lepidoptera; Lycaenidae. The transcript has a single exon. The record is from RefSeq and is a predicted model, not a curated record.